Molecule: messenger RNA, 1642 nt
Organism: Lobosporangium transversale
Lineage: Eukaryota; Fungi; Mortierellomycota; Mortierellomycetes; Mortierellales; Mortierellaceae
Product: eIF3 subunit 6 N terminal domain-domain-containing protein
Exons: 6
Coding region: 130-1452 (440 amino acids)
Biological process (GO): translational initiation
Cellular component (GO): cytoplasm; eukaryotic translation initiation factor 3 complex; nucleus
Molecular function (GO): translation initiation factor activity
Source: RefSeq, a predicted model, not a curated record
AAAAAAAAAGGCAGGCAUCAACACAUUCACUGCUGCUCUUGUCAGGUCCAACCCCUGCUCUUUCUCUUUGACCGCGCCUUCCUUGGUUGCUCACCACUAGCUCGUCUGUAUCAACGGCUGUCAUUCACUAUGACUUACGAUCUUACAUCGAGGAUGAUCCCAUUCCUGGAUCUCCAUCUCGUCUUCCCCUUACUCGAGUUCCUCCUGAUUGAAGAGCUUUACACCCCUGUAACCUUGCUCGAGGCUCGCUAUGAGCUUGCCAAGAAGACCAACAUGAUUGACUUCAUUGAGAAGCUCGACGAUGACUUGAAGGAUGCUGGCGUCAUUCCAGCAGGGGGCGAUCUUAUUAAGAGACGUGAGGAUAUUCUGGAGCAGUUGCAGAAUGCGCAGUUCGAGGCUCAAAAGGUCAUGGAUGUGAUCGAGAACCCUGAUGUCAUUGCAGCCCUUCGUCAGGACAAACUCCAAAACUUGCAAUUUUUGAAGGAUAACUACGGUAUGACGCCCGAGAUGAUUCAGACACUGUAUACUCUAGGUCAAUUCCAGUACAGCUGCGGAAACUAUGGUGGCGCUGCUGAUAUGCUUUACCACUAUCGUGUCCUGUCGACUGAUGACAAUCUCAACCUGUCCGCUCUUUGGGGCAAGUUGGCUUCUGAGAUCUUGGUCGGAAACUGGGAAGUCGCAUACGAGGCUAUCCAAGAAUUAAAGGAAACUAUUGACAAAACUCACUUCCCCUCUCCUCUUCACCAAUUGGAGCAACGCACCUGGUUUAUCCAUUGGUCGCUCUUCGUGUUCUUCAACCACCCCAAGGGCGGCGAUGCUCUCGUGGACUUGUUUUUCCAGCCUGCUUACAUCAACACAAUCCAGACUUCAUGUCCAUGGAUUCUGCGCUACCUUACUGCUGCUGUUAUUACCAACAGACGCCGCAAGAACUUGCUUAAAGAUCUUGUCAAGGUUAUCGAGCACGAAUCUUAUCAGUAUAGGGACCCUGUUACAGAGUUCGUUGAGGCUCUCUACAUCAAUUUUGAUUUUGAUCUUGCCAAACAAAAGUUGAUCGAGUGUGAGAAGGUUUUGGAGGGUGACUUCUUCUUGGUUUCAAUCCAAGAGGAGUUUAUCCAGAAUGCUCGCUGCUUCGUAUCAGAGACAUACUGCCGUAUCCACCAGAAGAUUGAUAUUGCUGAGUUGUCACAGACUCUGAACAUGAGUAAAGAAGACGGUGAGAAGUGGAUCGUGAACCUGAUCAGGGAUACUCGUGUUGAUGCCAAGAUCGACUAUCAGGAGAAUACUGUCCUGAUGAACACGAACACAACCUCAGUGUACCAACAGAUCAUUGAGCGGACCAAGGGCCUUUCCUUCCGUUCGCAGGUGCUUGCAACCUCGAUUGAUAAGCGUGAAGCUGCUCAGGCAAAGGCUAUUGCACACGAGAAGAAUCAUCCUUCUUCAGAGGCAGCUUAGGGCAGCUCCUUAGAUCUGUAGUGAAAUAAUGGAGGGAUAUUAAAUGUUGAAGAUGACUCGUUCAAGGACAGGAAGGGGAUGUUGAUUGAAAAAAUAAAUAAUGAGCAUUUGUACCACCCGUUUGGGGUUUGACCAAAAAAAAAUGUUUUGGUCGCACACAAAUGUGUUGACACCAAAGUCAACUUUCGGC